UCAACCCUCUCUUUCCCCUUCUCCGCCUUCGCAUGGCAGUAUAAAAGGCUCUGCUCUUUGUUGAGAUCCCCAACUCCUCCUUCCGCAGUUCGGUGAAGGUUCAAGGCAAUCUUCUUCUUCUCCAGGAUAGCUAAUGGCCAUUAGCCAGUGGUGCCGCGGCAGGACCAUCGGCCGCGGCUCCACCGCUACCGUCUUCCUGGCGACCGCCUUCCCCUCUGGCUACCUAUUCGCCGUCAAGUCCGCCGACCUCUCCCUCCACGCUUCGCUGCAAAGGGAGCAAGGUAUCCUCUCCUCUCUCCACCACCCCAACAUCGUGUCCUGCCUCGGCUUCGACGUCACCGCCGAAUCCUCGGGCGGCCAGCUCUCCUACAACCUGUUCUUGGAAUACGCGCCGCUUGGUUCGCUCUCUGAAUGCAUAGUGAAGCACGGCGACCGCCUGGAAGAGGGCGUGAUCCGGUCCUACACCGGUGACAUACUCCGCGGCCUUGCUUACCUCCACGCCAAGUCCAUCGCGCAUUGCGACGUCAAGAGCAGGAACGUCCUGAUAUGGCCGGACGGGCGCGCCAAGGUCGCGGACCUCGGGUGUGCACGGCCGACCACUGGGGACGACGGUACGGUGCGGCCUAUCGCGGGCACGCCGAUGUUCAUGGCGCCGGAGGUGGCGCGCGGAGAGGAGCAGGGGGCGCCGGCCGACAUAUGGGCGCUCGGGUGCACGGUCGUCGAAAUGGCCAGCGGGCUGCCUCCCUGGCCCGACGUCGACGUCCCGGCCGCCGCCUUGCACCGCAUCGGCUUCACGACGGACGUCCCGAAGUGCCCAGGGUGGUUGUCGGAGGAGGCCAAGGACUUCCUCGACAAGUGUUUGAGGAGGGACGCGAGAGAGCGGUGGACGGCGGAUCAGUUACUGCAGCACCCGUUCCUGGCGAAGCGGAGUCCACCGAACCGCUUCACGGAAAGCGAUUCGAGUCAGGUAAAGGUCUCUCCAAGGAGCACACUGGAGCAGAGCUUAUGGGACUCCGUAGCAGAUGAAGAAGAAGAGGUGGAGAUGGACCGGCAAUUCGACAGCCCAGAGGAGAGGAUCCGACAGCUGAUCAGCGGCGGCUUUCCGGCGUCCAAUUGGACAUGCGAUGACAACUGGAUCACGGUAAGGAUGAGUGAGGAGGAACCUACAGUCGCUAGAGCAGAUGCUGCCGAUGAACCAAUCGGUCACAGCAAUACUGAUUACAUCAGUUCAGCAGCAGAUCGCUUCUCUGAUUCUGUUGGAUAUGGUGUUCCAGACUACACUGAUGAAUUAGAUGAUGUAGUAAUUGUGAAUCAAAUGACUGGGGAGAGACAGAUCUGUACACCUGCUGUUGAGGUCGAUAAUAAUAUUUGUUUUUCUGCUAAUUUGCUGCAUCGAUUGGUCUUUUAGCUUUUCCUAUAGAAAGGUGACCUGUUUGACUCAGCUCAAGGUCAAUAGAGAUAUGCAGUGAGAUAUGUCAGUAACAUGGUUGAAGGUACAUGAUGAUGGAGCAGCACACGCAAAUGGAGUUGCAAUGGUAAUUGGUGAUCCAGGCCUUGAGCUCCAAGGUGGUACAGGCAGCUGAUCCAAUUUGUUAGGCAAUUCAGAUUCGACUGUGGAGGAGACAGGCAGAGGUCCUACAGAGUUGCUGUUGCUACAGAAGCAAAGUACCAGAGGCAAGGUAUUAGCAGAG
Molecule: messenger RNA, 1691 nt
Organism: Musa acuminata AAA Group (dessert banana)
Lineage: Eukaryota; Viridiplantae; Streptophyta; Magnoliopsida; Zingiberales; Musaceae
Product: mitogen-activated protein kinase kinase kinase 18-like
Exons: 1
Coding region: 134-1408 (424 amino acids)
Biological process (GO): protein phosphorylation; signal transduction
Molecular function (GO): ATP binding; protein kinase activity
Source: RefSeq, a predicted model, not a curated record